AAAAUGUAGCACAAGAUACCAUGAUGGGACAUGGGUGUAGAGGCGGGCGUGGAAGCGUUCACACGUUAGUAUAUAUUUGUACAAGUGUGAGCCAUUCACACGUGUUGUUCAUGUGCCCUUUUUGUGUAAUGUAGGAAGCAACUCCGUUCUUCAGCCUCUCAAACGCAACUUCAUUAUCCAAUUGCCUUCGCAAAAUGUCGGGGAAGCGAAAGAGGAAGUUGAAAUUGUUAAGCGAUGCAAUCACAGAUAAUAGAAGAAAAACAGUUGCUGAGGUGAAAACUGAAAAUUUGGAGCUGCAAUCCUGGGCUGAUCUCCCUGCUGAACUCUUAGAAUCGAUCUUGUCCCGAUUGAUUCUAGUGGAUAACAUCCGGGCUUCUUCUGUUUGCAAGAGAUGGCAUUCUGUUGCCAGUGAUGUACGUGUAGUAAACCAAUCACCAUGGCUUAUGUAUUUUCCAAAAUUCGGUGACUGUUAUGAAUUCUAUGACCCUGUGCAGCAUAAGACACUCACCUUCGAGUUGCCAGAGUUGAAUGGCUCUAGAGUUUGUUAUACAAAAGAUGGUUGGUUAUUGCUAUACCGGCCCAGAACUCACCGAGUAUUCUUCUUUAAUCCCUUUACUCGGGAGCUGAUCAAACUGCCAAGAUUUGAGAUGACAUACCAGAUUGUGGCCUUCUCUUGUGCUCCAACAUCACCUGGCUGUGUUCUGUUUACUGUUAAGCAUGUUAGUCCUACUGUUGUAGCUAUUAGCACUUGUUAUCCUGGGGCAACAGAAUGGACCACUGUUAAUUACCAAAACCGCUUGCCCUUUGUCAGUAGCAUUUGGAAUAAGCUUGUGUUUUGUAAUGGGCUAUUUUAUUGUCUGAGCCUCACAGGUUGGCUUGGUGUGUUUGAUCCAGUUGAAUGUACUUGGAGUGUUCUGGCAGUACCUCCACCCAAAUGCCCAGAGAACUUUUUUGCCAAAAACUGGUGGAAGGGAAAAUUUAUGGCAGAGCAUGAAGGAGAUAUAUUAGUAAUUUAUACAUGCUGUAGUGAAAAUCCCAUUAUUUUUAAGUUAGAUCAGACAUUAAUGAAAUGGGAAGAGAUGACAACACUAGAUGGGGUAACUCUUUUUGCUAGUUUUUUGUCAUCUCAUUCAAGGACUGACCUCAUUGGAAUAAUGAGGAACAGUGUCUACUUCUCCAAAGUUCGUUUCUAUGGAAAGCGUUGCAUAUCAUUCUCUCUUGGUGACUAUAGAUACUAUCCCCGUAAACAGUGUCAUGACUGGGGAGAGCACGACCCUUUUGAGAACAUCUGGAUUGAGCCACCAAAGGACUUUUCAGCUUGCAUGUGAAGAAUUUUAGUGAAACAACAUUUUUUAUUCAUCCUAAAGUCCUAAUGCAGAACAUGUGAAUAUUUGGAAGCAUUGCUACGUUUGCAGUCUGCAUGUAGGAGGCUACUAUAUGCAUAAAAUGGAAGUUACAUGUGAAGGAAUGGACCUCUGUAAGAGGGAACCGAAAAGAUUUGCCUCCUUGGUUGUCUUUGCAGAUCCUGGGACUUUAAGAUUUUUUGCCCAGCACAGCAGAAGACAUUAGAGUUUAUACUGAUCUAGAGAUUUAUUGAUUAUUAUCUUGGGCAUGAUCCAUAGUUUAUUAUAUGUAGGAAUGGACAUCUGUAAAAGGGAAGCGAAAAAGACUUUGCUUCCUUGGCCAUUUUGUCUUUGCAGAUCCUGAAAUAUUUAAGAUUUUUUUGCCCCAACACAACGGGGCUUAUGCAGAACAUUAGAGUUUAUGCUAAUAAAGAGAUUUAUUAAUUAUUAUUUUGGGUA
This is a messenger RNA of Glycine soja, 1802 nucleotides long. Its product is annotated as F-box/kelch-repeat protein At1g57790-like. The record is from RefSeq and is a predicted model, not a curated record. The transcript is spliced from 3 exons. NCBI's taxonomy places the organism in Eukaryota, Viridiplantae, Streptophyta, Magnoliopsida, Fabales, Fabaceae. Gene Ontology annotation, molecular function: protein binding. Bases 195 to 1328 code for a protein of 377 amino acids.